AUGGCGCCUAGGCUGCCUCCAACCAAGAAAGGUCCCCAGCGGACCCACCAACCACCGCCUUCGAAUAUCCCAGCUGCCGCGGCUGGCGAUGUUGUCGCUCAACCUUCUACACCGGUGCGCAAUAUUUCGGAUACCCCAAGGAGGCACACCAGGCGGAGCGAACGAAAAGUCGAUGUUCAGACACUGCCUGGUACUCGAUGGGAUAAGCUUGAGAUAGAACGUCAGAGACAUCGGCAACGUGAACAAGAAUCUGGUUCAGGCAUUACAGAAACACCGGUUCUGAACGAAUUGUCUUUACAUGAGAAGACCAUACACGCCUCGAUCCAUCGCGCUUCGGCUACCAAAACCCGUGAUCUCGUUUCGGAGACAAACCCGAUUGAAGUUUCAGCUCUACAGCUAGGAAGCCAAUCUUUAGGGUCGGUCAAGGAGGCCAAUGGUCGCGUGCUCGCCACAACAUCAUCGCCGAUCAAAAAGCGUCGUCCGAACCAGUCACGGCUUUCUAAGCAUCGGCUCUCAACUGGGCGACAGCGUCAAUCUAAGCCCGAGGCUGGGUUUACUAGCCAAUCUCCAUCAUCAACUUUGGAGGCUGUUAUCGAGAGAGAUCCUCUAUUGAGCAUGGCUCGACGACCUGGCCGCAACCAGGUGGACUUUGUCGCAGAGUUGAAAGAGACAAUCCACGAAUCGUUAUCCAAGCUGAGCGAUAUCCAGGACAAGCUAGCUCCGCUAGGACAACAGAUUUUGGUAUUGGAAGAAGAACUGAAGGCAAAGGAGGCUGACAACAGCGUUACUCUAGAUGACACAAAAAGACUGGAUGAAUUGUAUCGAGCAAAGGUCAAGCUCACAGAGCAAGAGACCGGUAUUUUGCAUCAGCCGCCAGAUGACCUCAUCAAUAAAAUGGGCAUUUUAAAUGCCCUUGCUGCGCGGGAGGAUACUCAAGCACCCGGCCGCGGCUCAGCAGCCUCCAAACAGAGAGGCUCUAAGCGGUCUGCGGUCGAGUCCGAAACUGCUGUCGUGGACUCACCCGGCCCAAGUCCAAGUGAUGUGAGGUCUUCCGAUCAACUCCGGCGCGUAAAAGGCCAAGGGCAAAGAAGUUCUAGUGUUGCGAGCCAAACACCAAGGGAUGGCACUUCGAGACUUGACGAUGGUCCGGACGGCCCCAGAAGCGGUGUUGCCGAUCGAGCCAAGAUGCUGGUGGUCCAUGCUGAGGUCGCCUACAGACAGAGCAAGGCCACACAUGACUCCGAUGGAGAGCGUAUACAUUGCACAAUCAAUGCGAUCAGGAAGGACAAGGGAAGUGGCAGGACCAUCUACGAUAUCAAGGACAAGGACGAAAGUGAAAAUCUCCUAUACACCGCUCGAGCCGAAGAUCUCUUGCCGAUACCUCCUCCUGGCAGCCAGCUGCCCACAUUUUCUCCCGGAAAGCAUAUUAUUGCGCUUUAUCCUGGAACCACCACCUUCUACAAUGCUCAAGUAAUCGGCUUGUUUACCAAGAGGGACGUCUACAGUCUUAAGUUCGAAGGCGAAGAGAACGAAAAAGAGGUCAAAGAGGUGGAAAGGAGGUAUGUAUUGGACAUCAAGACCAAAUAG
Molecule: messenger RNA, 1587 nt
Organism: Endocarpon pusillum Z07020
Lineage: Eukaryota; Fungi; Ascomycota; Eurotiomycetes; Verrucariales; Verrucariaceae
Exons: 3
Coding region: 1-1587 (528 amino acids)
Cellular component (GO): SAGA complex
Source: RefSeq, a predicted model, not a curated record